Messenger RNA from Vitis riparia (riverbank grape), 1978 nucleotides. RefSeq names its product chaperone protein DnaJ. Lineage: Eukaryota; Viridiplantae; Streptophyta; Magnoliopsida; Vitales; Vitaceae. The transcript is spliced from 11 exons. Gene Ontology annotation, biological process: protein refolding; response to heat. Gene Ontology annotation, cellular component: cytoplasm. The record is from RefSeq and is a predicted model, not a curated record. The coding region runs from base 158 to 1627 and encodes 489 amino acids. Gene Ontology annotation, molecular function: heat shock protein binding; ATP binding.
CUGGUCCCACUCUCUCCCACAAUCUCUUCCUUCUUCAUCCAUAAAGCCUCUUUCUUCACUUCUCCAAAACAUCCUCUCAGGAUGAACGCCACCGUCACCCAACAUUUCUCCAUUUUCUGUUUCUUCUUCUUCUCCUGAAUCAUUCCUCAACAUUUCCAUGGCAAUCACACCUCUCUCUUCUCUCAGCUUCAAUCCCGACCGUCCACUUCUUCUCUUCUCCUCAUCCAAUGGCCCUUCUUCUUCUUCCUCCUCCUCUUUCUUCACUGGUGGCACCCAUUUCCGGACCCACAAGAGUCUCGCCUGUGUAAACUUACCUUCUUCUUCUUCUCUAUCCAGUAAAAGGGUCUCUGUGGUGGUUGCUGCUUCUUCGGACUAUUAUUCCACACUUGGGGUUCCCAAAUCUGCCAGUGGCAAGGAAAUCAAGGCGGCUUAUCGAAAGUUAGCUCGCCAGUAUCAUCCUGAUGUCAACAAACAACCUGGAGCCACCGAAAAGUUCAAGGAGAUUAGUGCUGCAUAUGAGGUGCUAUCAGAUGAUAAAAAGAGGGCUUUGUAUGAUCAAUUUGGUGAAGCUGGAGUGAAAAGCGGGGGACAAGCUGGUGCUUAUACGACUAAUCCUUUUGAUCUAUUUGAAACCUUCUUUGGACCAAGCAUGGGUGGGUUCUCUGGUAUGGACCAAGCUGGAUUCAGAACACGGCGGCGUACUACUGUCUCUAAAGGUGAAGAUAUACGUUAUGACAUGACUUUAAAAUUUUCUGAGGCUAUAUUUGGGGCUGAAAAGGAAUUUGAGCUUUCCCAUCUGGAAACAUGUGAAGUUUGCACUGGUACUGGAGCAAAGAUAGGCUCCAAGAUGAGGAUAUGCUCAACUUGUGGUGGCAGGGGUCAAGUUAUGCGAACUGAACAAACACCUUUUGGCUUGUUUUCGCAGGUUUCUGUUUGUCCAACUUGUGGUGGCGAUGGUGAAGUCAUUUCUGAAUACUGUCGGAAAUGCUCUGGUGAAGGGCGUAUUCGUGUUAAGAAAGAUAUCAAAGUUAAAGUUCCUCCAGGAGUCAGCAAGGGCAGUAUUCUCAGAGUUGCUGGAGAAGGUGAUGCUGGGCUACGAGGGGGCCCUCCGGGAGACCUUUUUGUAUACCUUGAUGUUGAAGAGAUACCAGAGAUCCAAAGAGAUGGCAUAAAUCUCUGUUCAACAGUUACUGUCAGUUAUCUAGAUGCCAUAUUGGGGGCUGUUGUUAAGGUGAAGACUGUUGAAGGGGUUACUGAGCUACAGAUUCCAUCGGGUACUCAACCUGGGGAUGUACUUGUCUUGGCAAAGAAAGGUGCACCAAAACUGAACAGACCAACAAUACGUGGUGACCACUUAUUCACUGUUAAAGUAACUAUUCCAAAUCGCAUCAGUGCCAAAGAACGUGAACUGCUUGAAGAGCUUGCUUUCCUAAGUAAUAAUACCAGCAGCCGGUCACGAACUCGCCCUAAAGCUCAGCCAGCCACAAAAAGUAGGGAAAGUAAGAAAGAUGCUGUUACAGAGAAAACUGAAGAUGCAGGAGAUGAUAAUGACGUAUGGAAGAAGUUAAAAGAUUUUGCUGGGUCUGUUGCAAGUGGAGCUCUUAACUGGCUGAAGGACAACUUCUAGUCUGAUGAUGUAUCUACUCAUGGUAAAAUCAACAUAUUAAAACCUGCAUUGGUUUACUCAUACGGGCCUCAUGUUUUUCCCCCUAAAAGUCUGGCCCCAACAGAAUCAGGCAGUCAUUAUUCCAGGUGCUUUAACCGAGCGGUAUGCAUUUUGCUGAAAAAAAUGAAUUGGCCCCAUUGUGGAUAUUCUUUGAUUUUUCUGGUGUAAAUUUUGGAACUUGGCAUAUUACUACAGAUUCACUCUGCAAUCCCCCCAUUCCCUUAUUUGGCAUUUUUGAUGGCAACAACAGCUAGCUUAUGCAAUGAAUUGAAUAAAUUGACAGUUGAAAACUUUAGCUUGUUUUGUUCUAAA